CUCCCGCCACCAUGGACGUCUCCGAAAUCCUAGCCUCCCAUGAAGCCCGACAAAAGCUGAACGUUGUCGAGAAGGAAAUUCCUCUCGUAAUUGAUGCAGGUUACCUCACCGUGACCGACCUGAACCCAGUAGACAAGGAAAGCUACGAAGAAGACACGGAAGCCUACCUCUUAGCCACUGCGCGUGACGGCGUCCAGGCCCUCUUCUCGACGCUCUCCGCCCUCCCCACCGUACCCUCGCCUUACGGGCCUCUCACGCAGCUGCCCCCACCGACGACCGAGCUUCCACGCGCGAAGCCGUUGCCCAAGCCAAAACCCCCGACGAAGUGGGAGCAGUUCGCGAAGGCGAAGGGCAUCCAGAAGAAGCGCAAGGACCGCAAGGUGUGGGACGAGGAGAAGCAGGAAUGGGUUAAUCGCUGGGGAUGGGGCGGUAAGAAUAAGGAGGGCGAGGGGGCGUGGCUCUCGGAGGUUAAACAGGGGGCCGAGGUAGACCACGACCCUGCCCAAGAACUCCGCAACUCGCGCAAAGCGCGGGUAGCCAAGAAUGAGCGGCAGCAACUCCAAAAUCUAGCCCGGGCCCAGGGCUCGUCAUCGCAAGCGCCCGAACGUGAAGAACGUAAAAAGGAUAUCGACCGCACCCUGGCCACUACGCGCAUUAGCACGGCCAGCAUGGGACGGUUCGAUAGGCAGCUGGAAGGCGAGAAGAAGUUAAAAGGCGUCAAGCGGAAAUUCGAGCCGAACGAACGGUCCAUUGAGGAAGAGAAGAAGAACUCGCUGGCUAUCAUCUCCAAGUUAGAGAACGAAUCCAAACGAGCAAAGAAGGAGAAGUCGGGCGGAGACGAGGUGCUCAACGUUCGCAAGGCAAUCAGGAGCGCGAGCGGCGGGAAGGGGAGCGCCGCCCUGACGAGGAAUUCAUCAAAACCGAAAGGCAAGAAAGGAAAACGGUAGUCUCUCGGCGCCUUCGCCUGGCCUUGUUACUUCAUCGCGGUCUCCUUGCACCACUUCUGCUGUUCGUGUUCAAAACACUGUCAUUGCUGGAUGCAUAGGUGUAGGUACAUGCUAAAUACAAUACAUGUAUGCAUUGAGAAGUCGGCUGCGCCCGAAAGUCCUCAGUCAGCCGGCAACCUAUUUAAGUCUGCCUUGCCCUCCUCAAUCCACUCCUUCUUGACCAGCUGUUCCCGAUCAUUAUAAUAUAGCCUGUACACCAGCUUGAUCGUACUCUCGCUGACACCCGCCACCCCAACGAUGUCCUUGAUGGGCUUCUGUAGGCCGAGCAGGUGAACAGCAAAAUAGAUCGCCCCUCCUGCAAUGGACACGGGACUACGGCCGACGGCAAUACCGCGGUCGCGCGCGACCUGAAUGAUAUCCUUGCAUAUGCCCUGGACAUUGGGCGGGAGUGCAAGGUGAUUGCAGUAUCGGAUAAGGAGGUCUUCGGGGUUGGUGGUAGUCGUACCAGGCCCCGCCUGCCCGUGCUUAUUCGCGGACGCGCCCGGGGUGAGGUUGAAUGCCUGUUCGAGUGCCUUAUAGCACUGGCCGAGCACCUUCUUCGAGACCUUCGUAAGGUUGCAGAUUUCACGGAACGUCCGUGGGACGUGGGCACGCCGGCAAGCAAUAAAGAUGCAUGCUGCAAUGACAGCAUCGAGAGGCUUGCCCCGCAAAAGCUUCUCUUCAUCUGUGCGCUUAUAGAGCUGCUUCGCGAUAUCGGAGAUGGUUUUUGGGAGGGAGAACUGGUCGCACCACGAGGCAAUGUCGCGGAAAGCUGUGACGAGAUUGCGCUCGGAACGCGAGUGUUGAGAACGAGAGGCGGCACGCUGAAGCUCCUUUGCAAUGCCAGAGCCGCCAUCGCGAAAAGAUAUCAUGGUGUCGAGCUGUUCCAUACCCUCCAUGAGAGGGUCGGAAGCCGCACCGACACGGGAGGGGUCGUCGCCUUCGUCAUUCGCGAACGUGCGCCAUUCACUCCUCGUGUCCACGAUCCUGUCACCCAAGACGAGACCGCAAGUGCCACAAACAAGGUCUCCACUGGCAAACUCCUCAAUGAUAUUUGGAUUUGGAUCCUUGCACUCUGGACAGAUCAACCGCACUGCGAGGUCAGGACCGAAAGCAGGUUGUGCGGGUUGGGGUGGCGCAUGUGUGGCCGCAAGGGGGAAAGGUUGAGAAUAAGACAUAUUAGGUGAGUCUUGUUAAGACGACGAGUGAUCUAGGCUAAGAAAAUAGGAUAUAUGCGUGCUGGACAAGUGAAUGACCAGUACUGGUAUUGACGCUGUUGGCGAUGGCCACAAAACUAAGCAAAUAGCAGUAAUCUAUCAAUUGCCAAGGCAGCUAGCGAGUUUCAAGACCGGCAGGAGCGACGACAACGACGAUAAAGAAGCGUGGGCGGCGUCUGCGAUGGUGGUCGG
Molecule: messenger RNA, 2395 nt
Organism: Gloeophyllum trabeum ATCC 11539
Lineage: Eukaryota; Fungi; Basidiomycota; Agaricomycetes; Gloeophyllales; Gloeophyllaceae
Product: RRS1-domain-containing protein
Exons: 6
Coding region: 12-947 (311 amino acids)
Biological process (GO): ribosomal large subunit biogenesis; endonucleolytic cleavage in ITS1 to separate SSU-rRNA from 5.8S rRNA and LSU-rRNA from tricistronic rRNA transcript (SSU-rRNA, 5.8S rRNA, LSU-rRNA); ribosomal large subunit export from nucleus
Cellular component (GO): preribosome, large subunit precursor; nucleus; nucleolus
Molecular function (GO): protein binding
Source: RefSeq, a predicted model, not a curated record